Messenger RNA from Vespa velutina, 5689 nucleotides. RefSeq lists its product as uncharacterized. Bases 1951 to 3060 code for a protein of 369 amino acids. Gene Ontology annotation, molecular function: sodium channel regulator activity. The transcript has 4 exons. Gene Ontology annotation, biological process: regulation of sodium ion transport. The record is from RefSeq and is a predicted model, not a curated record. NCBI's taxonomy places the organism in Eukaryota, Metazoa, Arthropoda, Insecta, Hymenoptera, Vespidae.
AGAAGAAAAAAUUUUGAAAAAGAAUAAAACCAAUCGAAUGCUCAAUCGGAUUGAAAAUAUAUUUGAAAAGCUCGAUCGUAUCUGUCAACUUUUUAUACAAAAAGGAAACACAUUCAACUUGGAUAAGGUUUUACGUAUAGCAUUCUAACUUUUCCCAAGCGAACGUUUAAGUUUUAAGCCGUAUUAUGGGGGAACAUUUAUGUCGCUGGCUACCCACAUAAAGAGUUCCCACGGCGCAAGCUCAGUAUGUGAAGAGCUUGCAAGGUAUACGUCGGCCUGCAGACCUUGUUUUCAAACAGUCGUCGAGGUUGAACGGGUGCCUCGCGUACGUUCGAGCUUCUUGAUCGACGCGAUCUCUUUUUCUCCGAUGGAUCAUCGUUUUUUAAAAACAAUUGCGAAAUUUGUGAAGGAUGGAUGGGAAUGAAAAGAAAAUCUUGAAGAUCCCUUCGAGGAAUCUCGUUCGACGUGUUGUUAAACAAUUUAAUGUCAAAAAUUGAGACCUUUCGAAAGAAAAUUAUUAAUCAAGUGCCGGAAAAAUUUCAAAAUCGAAACUAAAAAAAGUAAAAAGUCGUUUCGGCGAUUUCUUUUCUCACGUACAAACUUGUGAAUUUCUUUUUUCUUUCCCUUUUUCUUUUUUAUAUAUAAUCAAGAAACAACUGUCAUCUAUAGAAGUUAAUUCGUAGAUCAUACGAUCUUGUAAUAUCAACGAAUGAUAUCGGUUACGUUGACGUUUCAAAAGUGAAACGUUUCAAGAUCGAUCUUUCGAUCGUAUUUUCGACAUCGUUCUUCAUGUUUGUUCGAAGCCUUUUGAUCAGGACGUUAAUUACGACGGUUAAUAAAAGUCACGAGGGUAUAUCACGAAAAAUGAUAAGAUCGCGGACUCCAUAAAAUUGACUAUUUCCGAGACGUAUUCACGAAUGAAAUUAUCACUAAGACUAAUCUCCAUUUUAUUAUGUGACUUUUGAUCUUCGUCUCGUUGACGAAACACGAAUAUUAAAAAUUAAGGUAAUAAGAUUCUAUUUAAAGAAACAAAAAUUUUUUAAAUCGAAACGACGAACGAAAAAAGAAAUAAAAAACAAAAAAAAAAGAAAAGAAAGUAAAAAACAAAUAGUAAAAAGAAUUUCGCGAAGCUCGUGAAUUUUUAUUGCAUAAAGCGAAUCGUCAUCAAACAUGCGAUAUUAAGUCGAGGAAGAAGUUCUAGUGUAUCCUCGCCGUCUGCGAUAGUGCGAAAGGUUGAUCGCUCGAUCCAAGGUUAUCUAUGACAUUCGAAGACUAUACGAACGUGCAACGAGGCCAACUUAUGAGUAUUCGCUUGAACGAUAUUUAUCUAGAUGUAUACGUAAUUAUCGUUCUCACGAUCUAAACGAGGUAAAACGACAUUUUGCCAUUUCUAAGGAAAGAAAAAUAUCGAACUUCGUAGAAUUCGAUCGUUCGAAAGUGUCUCUCGAUUUAUACCGGACAAACAUUGUGACUUUCCUUUCGAUCGAUAAAAGGCCAUCCUCACAAAAUUGCAGUACUUUAUCUCUCUCUCUCUCUCUCUCUCUCUCUCCCUCUCUCUCUCUAUCUUUCUCUCUAUCUCUCUCUCUCUCUCUCUCUCUCUCUCUCUCUCUCUCUCUCUCUCUCUCUCUCUCUCUCUUAUGCGGUAAUGGGAUUACGAGUACUUAAUUGUACGUCAUCCGGUGGAGUGCAUCUGUUUAUAUCGACGCCUUGUUUAAUGAAGUUAACACGUGGUAAUUGCCUUAAGAGUAUCGCUAUGAUACGGUAAUAGGAAAGACGAAAAGAAAAAGAAGACAAUAAAAAGAGAAAAAAGAACAUAGAAGAAGAGUAAUGCGAGCGUAGAAAGUUUCACAAAUUUUUUUAGGGUCCUUGAUUUUUAUCGGAUUUUAGAAUUGACCAGGUAGUUUUCUUUUAACGAUUAUUCAGAAUUUCCACGAAAAUUACCCACGACAGAUGGAUAACGUUCGUUGUUUCUACGAACAUGACGUUGUUUCUACGAAAAGUCAGAACGUACAGUGGAUGAACGAAGUAGUGAACAUGGGAAAUCUGAAGAAAUACAAUUGCAAUAAUGGCAGCGAAUGUAGCACACUCUCGGGUGUGUUCAAUUGCAGUUUAGGACAUUGCUCGAAUAUGAGCGAAUUGAUGCUUUGUCAUCAUAAGGCGGACGGUAUCAUGGUCGAUAGUGAGAAAGAUAAUAUGAAACUUAAUGGCUUCUUCAGUUGCCAGAAUUCGAGAUGUACGAAAAUCAAGAGGCCUUUCUCGUGCGAUCGAUACUGCCCUAAGAUAAUCACGAACGAUAUCAACGUCUUUCUCAUGCAAGACGAUAACGUCAUCACGGCUAAGUGUUCUCAUGGCUUAGCACUGAAUAAAGCUAAUGGAAAUUUGCCUGGUACGAGACUAACAGAUCCGGUGAAGAUUUGGGAUGAAGAAAGUGGUAGCAUCGUUGCAAGUUGUCUAAUGGUUAGCAAAAAAGGAAACAUCAUUAGAACGGAAGAUUGCGUUAACGGCACGUUUUUGAAUAAAAUCACGAUUCCCGAACACUAUGUCAAUUUUACAAGUUUUCUCAAUAUUUACGAGGAAAGUCUUCAGUAUCCCGUCGAUUCAGAAAAUGCUUACAUGCCCGCCCAACGAUCGCUUACAAUCUACAACAAUUCGCGUUUGUACAUCAACCUGGAGGGUUGCGUCAACACUCUUAAGGGUGAGUGUCGUGAUUUCCUUAAAAGUCACGGACGAGAUGGCGACAAUCAAACGGCUCAAAGUAGAUAUCCCUGUUAUUACAAAAAGAACGACUCGUUCUUUGUUGUGGCACGUUUUGAUCUGAACAAGACAAAAACCGAGUUACUUAUCGCUAUCAUCGUACCGUCGGGACUUUUCGUUAUCAGCUUGAUAACCUUGAUUGUGAUAACUCGCUCAGUGCAAGUUGGCGAUGACGCUAAGAUGCGAUGUAGAUAUUGCACAGAGAAGAAUGAGGACGAGGGCGAGGACGAAGGAUUGGUUGAAGGUACACCUACUACUCCUCAAGAUCAUACCAAUGAGAAUGAGAUCAGAAGUAUGUCGCUCUAGCAGUUUACACCGCUCGGCAUGAGCAAUUCCUUGAAAUACGAAAGAUUGCCGUUGAUCGACACGGACGAAGCCGAAGAUUCUUUCUAAAAGGAAAACUAAAUCAAAUAGAAAAGAAUCGACAAAACAUCGAAAUACGUUUAUAGACGCAAGGAAAGUAAAAGCAAGGAAAUGAAAGAAAAAGCUAAGACUACAGAUCUUAUUACACACAUCGUCUUCCCGAUGCGAUAAUUCGAAUGAAAUUGAAUAGAAAAGAAAACAAAAGAAAAGAAAUGGAAAGAAAAGAAAAGAAAAAAGAAAAGAAAAAAAAAAAAGAAAAGUAAAAAAGAUAUUAAAUACAUACACAAAUAUACCCAUAUAGGGGCCAAAUUAUAAUAUAUGUAUUUAACUGUAUAUUUAUAUACUGUGCAUUUAUUAUGAGAAAUAUUUAUAAUAAUUAGAUCACUGUUGCCUUCGAUGUAUCGUGACCAUUGCGUGUCAAACUUAAACCGAUCCGACAUUUUCUAAAGUAUCUAUAUGAAAUCCGUACUACUCUGUCGUUCCUAUCGAUUAUUAUCGAUGUAAAAAAAGGAAGGAUUAAUAUGAAAGAGUUAAAUUUACAUGAUCGGCUUUCGGUGACAAGCUUUCGUGUAUGUACAAAAGUAGUUUUAGGAGAAGACCUAUGUAUAUAUAAAUAUAUACAUACAUAUAUAUAUAUAUGUAUAUAUAAAUAUAUACAUACAUAUAUAUAUAUAUAUAUAUAUAUAUAUAUAUAAUAUAUUGUUACGAAAUAAGGGAUGUUCAACGAAAAUUUUUUUUAACGCUCUAGCGUUAACGUAAAAGAUAAGUAUCGUCUUUUUGAAACGAGUUCUUAUUUUUCGAGAACUUUCUUUAGAAUAAGAGUAUUUUACUUAAUCUGUGUAUAAUGUAUAACUUUGUAUGUCAGUUCAACAGCUACAACUGCCUUUAAUUUUCUUUAGAAGAAGAAUAAAAACUAAAAUAAAAAUAUAAAAAAAAAAAGAAAAAAAUAAAAAACAAUAAAUAAAAAGAAACAAAGAAAUCUUUAAGAUGAUCGAACAAUUAAACGAAAAUAAUAUAAUUUGUUCACAAACGGAUAUUCUUCUAUAUAUGUAUUACUUAUAUAUUAUUAUUAUUAUUAUUAUCAUCAUCAUCAUCAUCAUCAUUAUCAUUAUUAUGCAGAAUGUCUAAAGAAUAUGGAGAUAUUUUAAGGGUUAUUUCAGCACAUCUAAAUAAUAAAAAAAAAUGCAUACAAAAAUAUAUCCUAUUUGACUUCGUUUUCGAAUUACGAGCGAAUUUUUUUAUCGCAAUAGUUGUUCUUUCGUUAGAUUGAUGAAAUUCAAUGAAAUGAAAAAACUAAAUACAUUUUUCAGCAAAUCCAAUCAACAUCAGAACAUAUGAAAAGAAAGUUAUUAGUAAGAUAUUUUGUAGUGUUGUAUUCAAAAGCGAGAAAAUCAUUUCGUAUAUCUCUUGUAAAAGUAAGCAAAUGGACUUCGUUAAAUAUCCACUAUAAUUUGUAAACAAAAUCAAAUAUGUUUCUGUGAAUUAUUUUUAUUGUUUAGAUGCUUUGAAAUCAUCCCUAAAAUAUUUCCCAAUAUUCUGAGACAUCGCGUAUAAUGAAUGGCGAAAGUAACGAACAUAAAAUUUGUUAUCGAUUCGAAAUCGAAAUUAUAACUGAAUUAUAGUUCAAAGAAAAUCAACAAUAAACGUUAUUAUUAUAAUAAUUCAAAGCAUUUCUAUACGGCGAGAAUUAUUCGAUACGCCAUCGAUCGAUAUAUUGACUCUCGAAAGUCUCAUUGCGUUAAUUAAAAGCAAGACGUAUUUGCAUAGGACAUUAAGAAUUCGUGAGAGUAAUCAUAUGGAUAUAUGGCAGAAGAGUAUAGUGGUUUUUUAUGAUCACUUAAUCAUCGUCUGUUUCCAGAACGAAGUACUAGUUAUGUUCAAUUAUAUGUAUAUAUAUAUAUAUAUAUAUAUAUAUAUAUAUAUAUAUAUAUGCGUGUAUGAUCCAUAAGCCGAUAAUCGUUUGAAAACUAUAAGAAAAGAAAAUAUUACAUUAAACAUACGAUCUAAUUACAUGUAAUAUUGACUAGAAAUGUAUAUCGGUGUCAGCUUAUAUUUCACAUUUAACAUUCUCAUCAUUGCAAUUUUUCAAUUAUGCGUAUAAAAUAUUUUAUAAGACUACAUAUAUAACGAAUUUCAUUGGAUAUCUUCCGUGGUAAGCGAGUGUAAAAAAGUAAAAACAAAAAAAAAAUAAUAUAACGAGAGAAAGUUCUUACGUGUAUAAAACAAAAAUAUAUACGUACCAAGAUAAAUUACCGAUCUCUAAAUUCACUGUUAAUCUAUGUGCCUUCUCUUCCGUUUAGAUAUUGAUCGCGAUAAAAAUUUCGUGAUCUUUUAGUUCAAGAAAUAUCCAAAUAAAAAUGUGGCCACAUUAUGUAACUGUCUAAAAAAUGUUUCUAUUAAUGGAGAAACAUUAAAAAAUUGUAUUUUUUUUGUAUGAUAACGAUCUGUAAUAAAUGUAUAUCGUAAAAAUUGUAUUUUCUUUGUCUCUUUCCAAAGUAAAUAUACUGUAUCGGUCGAUUUUUUUUCUUUUGAUUCAUAUGUUUCAAUGUAUGUCUGUAUGCAUGUAUAUGUG